AUGAGCGCCAACGCUUCUACGAUUUUUUGGCAAGAUCGGGAAAUACGUUUUGACUCGAAUGUGGAGGCUGGAGAAUUAAAUUUGAGAAAGGGAGAGUUUGAAAUUGAUGUUUUGGAAAAUGUCGAAGAUACGAAAGGAAAUAACGGAGAGAAAGGGAGAUGCGUCAUUACCAAUUUACGAUUGAUUUGGAUCUGUUCGAGAAAUCCAAAAAUUAAUUUGAGCAUUGGAUACAACACAAUGGUCAAUAUCAAAAUUCAGACUGGUUCUAGUCGAUUGAAAGGAUCCACUCAAGCUUUGUAUUUAUUAACAAAAUAUCAUGGCUCAAGAUUUGAAUUUAUUUUUUCAAACAUGGUAAAAUCAAAUCCUCGCCUGUUUUCCACCAUUCAGGCCGUUUUUAAGGCCUAUCAAUCAAGCAAAAUGUACAGAGAAAUACGACUGAGAUCUGCAAUUAUUAAGAAUAAGCAUUUAGAUUUGUUACCAAAAGAACAGGUGUAUACUACUUUGAGUGGAGUUUGGAAUUUAAGUGCAGAGCAAGGAAAUUUAGGAACUUUCAUUGUGACCAACGUACGAGUGGUGUGGUUUGCAGAUCUUGCAGAAAAUUUCAAUGUUUCAAUUCCUUUCCUUCAAAUUAAAAAUGUUUCCUUUAGAGAUUCAAAAUUUGGGAAAGCAUUUGUAAUUGAGACCAACAGAAGCUCUGGAAGAGAAUUUGUUUUGGGAUUUAAGGUUGAUCCACUUGAGAGAUUGAAUGAAUUGUUCAAAGAAGUCUCAUCCCUUCACCAGCUCUUCACAGACAAUCCCAUACUUGGAGUGGAAUACCAACCAGAAGAAAAACAGGCCAGUCUCGAACAAUUAAUGGUUCCCAAAACCACAGAGAGCAUUAAAUAUGUUGGAAACAAGGACACGAGUGAUCCAUUAGCUCCUUACUAUAUUGACAGCUCUGAUAAAUCCAGUACCACAUCGAUUGGAUUCAGCGAGGAAUUGGGUUUAGCUUGCGAGGAGCUGAAAGACGGUAUGACCAUCAAGAAAUUGUGGCAAUGCAUUUACAAAGUGUAA
This is a messenger RNA of Naegleria fowleri, 1053 nucleotides long. RefSeq lists its product as uncharacterized. Gene Ontology annotation, biological process: cilium assembly; intracellular transport. Gene Ontology annotation, molecular function: phosphatidylinositol-3-phosphate binding. NCBI's taxonomy places the organism in Eukaryota, Heterolobosea, Eutetramitea, Acrasida, Naegleriidae. The record is from RefSeq and is a predicted model, not a curated record. Bases 1 to 1053 code for a protein of 350 amino acids. The transcript has 3 exons. Gene Ontology annotation, cellular component: ciliary basal body; BBSome.